This is a messenger RNA of Nilaparvata lugens (brown planthopper), 872 nucleotides long. Its product is annotated as protein phosphatase 1 regulatory subunit 16A. Gene Ontology annotation, cellular component: cytoplasm. The record is from RefSeq and is a predicted model, not a curated record. NCBI's taxonomy places the organism in Eukaryota, Metazoa, Arthropoda, Insecta, Hemiptera, Delphacidae. Gene Ontology annotation, molecular function: phosphatase regulator activity; enzyme inhibitor activity; protein binding.
UGAGAAAACUAUUAAUGAGAGGCGUUAGUCCAGAUUCCACCAACGAGGAUGGAUUAACUGCAUUACAUCAAUGCUGCAUAGACGACAACGAGGAUAUGAUGAAGCUGCUGCUCGAGUUUGGUGCCAACGUAAAUGCUGAGGACAGCGAAAAGUGGACGCCCCUCCACGCGGCCGCCACCUGCGGUCAUCUGCAUCUAGUCUCCUACCUCAUUGCCAGUGGUGCCAAUUUGCUAGCAGUGAACGCAGAUGGCAACAUGGCCUAUGACAUCUGCGAGGACGACCGCCUUGAGCACAUAGAGUCCGAGAUGGCGCGGCGUGGUGUCACACAGGAGUUGAUCGACGAGACGAGGGCAGCCACUGAAACCAUCAUGCUCAGGGAUCUCAGGGCGCUGGUAGCGUGUGGACGCGGUGGUGACCUUGAACUCGGGGACAGUGGAGGUGCGACACCCCUUCAUAUAGCGGCCGCCAACGGGUACCUGAGGGUGGUCGAGUUCCUGUUGGAGGAGCAACAUGUGGCCACUGACUGCCGCGACCAGGAUCACUGGCAGCCAGUACAUGCCGCUGCUUGCUGGGGACAUUUGGAAGUAUUGGAGUUACUUGUUCAAAACGGUGCUGACCUAAAUGCUAAAACAAAGCAUGAUGAAACUCCUGCUGACAUCUGCGAGGACCCGGAGCUGAAAGAGCGCAUUCUGGAGCUGCGCAGUGAACAGGAGACAAAGCGGCUGCAGGAAGCCCAGCGGCGCCGCGUGAAGCGAACCCAAAGUAACAACACACGCACACAGUCUGUGCGACGCACAUCCAUUCGCGACAAGACGCUCACAUCCAAGAAGGAAGCCGUCGAGGAAGCAAGGCUGAGGCGCCAGGCUCAGCAG